Verticillium nonalfalfae is the source of this 1398-nucleotide messenger RNA. RefSeq names its product centromere/microtubule-binding protein cbf5 (gene CBF5). Lineage: Eukaryota; Fungi; Ascomycota; Sordariomycetes; Glomerellales; Plectosphaerellaceae. The transcript is spliced from 9 exons. The coding region runs from base 1 to 1398 and encodes 465 amino acids. The record is from RefSeq and is a predicted model, not a curated record. Gene Ontology annotation, cellular component: box H/ACA snoRNP complex. Gene Ontology annotation, molecular function: RNA binding; pseudouridine synthase activity. Gene Ontology annotation, biological process: box H/ACA sno(s)RNA 3'-end processing; rRNA pseudouridine synthesis; snRNA pseudouridine synthesis.
AUGACCAUGGAGAUCGUGAAGCACGGCGAGGAGGAGGAGUACUCCAUCAAGCCCCAGGCCGCCACUCCUCAGCUCGACACCAGCAGCUGGCCUCUGCUGCUCAAGAACUAUGACAAGCGCAACCCGCUGAAGCGUGACAUCAAGUCGUACAUCUCCAGUGGUGUCAUCAACCUGGACAAGCCCUCCAACCCCAGCUCCCACGAGGUCGUCGCUUGGCUCAAGCGCAUGCUCCGUGUCGAGAAGACUGGUCACAGUGGUACUCUUGACCCCAAGGUCACGGGCUGCCUGAUCGUCUGUAUCGACCGUGCCACCAGGCUCGUGAAGAGCCAGCAGGGUGCCGGUAAGGAGUAUGUCUGCGUCAUCCGCCUGCACGACAAGCUCCCCGGUGGCCAGGUCCAGUUCGCUCGUGCUCUCGAGACCCUCACUGGUGCUCUGUUCCAGCGUCCUCCCCUGAUCUCGGCCGUCAAGCGUCAGCUCCGUAUCCGUACCAUCCACGAGUCCAAGGUCAUCGAGUUCGACAACGACCGCCACCUCGGUGUCUUCUGGGUCUCUUGCGAGGCCGGUACCUACAUCCGUACCCUCUGCGUCCAUCUGGGUCUCCUUCUCGGUGUUGGCGCCCACAUGCAGGAGCUUCGUCGUGUGCGCUCCGGUGCCAUGGACGAGAACAAGGGUCUCGUUACCCUCCACGACGUCCUCGACGCCCAGUGGACCAUGGACAACACCCGUGACGAGUCUUACCUUCGCAGGGUCAUUUCUCCCCUCGAGACUCUCCUCACCAGCUACAAGCGCGUCGUCGUCAAGGACAGCGCUGUCAACGCCGUCUGCUACGGUGCCAAGCUUAUGCUUCCCGGUCUCCUUCGUUACGAGUCCGAGAUUGAGGUCCACGACGAGGUUGUCAUGAUGACCACCAAGGGCGAGGCCAUCGCUCUGGGUAUCGCCCAGAUGUCGACCGUCGAGAUGUCGACCUGCGACCACGGCGUCGUUGCCAAGAUCAAGCGCUGCAUCAUGGAGCGUGACCUGUACCCCCGCAAGUGGGGCUUGGGUCCCCAGGCUUCGGAGAAGAAGAAGAUGAAGGCCGACGGCAAGCUCGACAAGUACGGCAGGCCGAACGAGGCGACGCCCGCCAAGUGGGUCUCCGAGUACAAGGACUUCAGCGGCGGUGCCCAGGCCGACGCGCCCGCCACUCCCGCCAAGCCCGCUGCCGUCGACACGGAGAUGACCUCCGCCGAGACGCCCGCCGCUGCCUCGGAUGCCGAGGACAAGGACUCGAAGAAGCGCAAGAAGCACGAGGGCGAGACGGCUGAGGAGAAGGCCGAGCGCAAGCGCAGGAAGGCGGAGAAGAAGGCGGCCAAGGCGGCGAAGAAGUCCAAGGGCGACAGCGACGAGGAGAGCGACUAA